AUGUAUGGCAUUUGCUGUUCUGUGAUUCUCACCAGGAUCAAUGCAGAUGAGCAGCUGCCACGUUACUCCUGUCAUGUCCGAUUUCAGUCUCUUGGUCUAGAAGGAGUGAACGAGGAGAUAACAAUGAAACGGGGUCAUAUUUCUUCUGGAAACCUUUCUCGUGAUGGCAGAGUUAUUGGUGAUCAUGGAAAGGAAGCAAGAUCCCCUUUCCUUCAUGAGAGUGUUGUGUGUGGAGCUGGAGAGAAGCACAUUUCAUACCUUGCAGCUAUUGAAGUUAGUCUCCCAGCCUUGGCCCUUCUGUCGAAACAGGCCAUGCAGUUUGGAUCUAGAAUUGCAAAACUGGAGAAAAUUAAUGAGAAGGGAUCUGAUAAGUGCAGAAGUCUCCAAAUCCUACCUUAG
This is a messenger RNA of Peromyscus eremicus (cactus mouse), 399 nucleotides long. RefSeq names its product asparagine synthetase domain-containing protein 1-like. The record is from RefSeq and is a predicted model, not a curated record. The transcript has 2 exons. Bases 1 to 399 code for a protein of 132 amino acids. NCBI's taxonomy places the organism in Eukaryota, Metazoa, Chordata, Mammalia, Rodentia, Cricetidae.